Molecule: messenger RNA, 1909 nt
Organism: Alligator sinensis (Chinese alligator)
Lineage: Eukaryota; Metazoa; Chordata; Crocodylia; Alligatoridae
Product: mucin-5B-like
Exons: 2
Coding region: 361-1323 (320 amino acids)
Source: RefSeq, a predicted model, not a curated record
GUGCCUGGCUGCUGAGCACAGCUGAGGAGAAGACUCCUCUGGGGGGGCCUGCAGCCCUGGAGCCAGCACGAACUUCCCUAGGGAGUUUGGGCAAGAUGGACUCCCUGAGACCUGAGAAGCAGCCAUGGCACAAGAGUCAGGGGAGGCCCCAAAAGCUGGCGAACGGAGCAAUGAACCAGCACCGGUACAUCCACCUGGGGAGGAAGACACACCGCUGCACUAAGUGCAAGAAGAACAUCAUCUGCUGGCAAGACCUGUCCCAGCACCAGUGUAUACAGAUGGGGGAGCUGCCACACCGCUGCAUCAAGCAUGUGAAGAGGUUUCGACAUUCCUCCAGCCUCGUCAGGCACUGGUGCAUGCAUGCGAGGGAGAAGCUACAUCAGUGCUCAGAGUGUGGGAAGAGCUACACCCAUUCCUCCAACCUGGCUCGGCACCGGCGUAUCCACACAGGGGAGAAGCUACAUCAAUGCUUGGAGUGUGGGAAGAGCUUCACUCACUUCUCCCACCUGGCUCGGCAUCAGCGUAUCCACACAGGGGAGAAACCACAUCAGUGCUCAGAUUGCGGCAAGAGCUUCACUCAGUCCUCCAGCCUGGCUCAGCAUCAGCGAAUCCACACAGGGGAGAAGCCGUAUCUGUGCUCAGACUGUGGGAAGAGCUUCACCCGAUCCUCUGGCCUGGCUCAGCACCAGCGUAUCCACACAGGGGAGAAUCCACAUCAGUGCUCAUAGUGUGGGAAGAGCUUCACUUAUUCCUCCAGCCUGGCUCAGCACCAGCGUAUCCACACAGGGGACAAGCUACAUCAGUGCUCAGAUUGUGGGAAGAUCUUCACUCGAUCCUGCUACCUGGCUCAGCACCAGCGUAUCCACACAGGGGACAAGCCAUAUCAGUGCUCAGAGUGUGAGAAGAGCUUCCCCCAACCCCCCCCCCUGCCCCAGCCCCAGCUCAUCCACACAGGGGAGAAGCCACAUCAGUGCUCACAGUGUGGGAAGAGCUUCACUUAUUCCUCCAGCCUGGCUUGGCACCGGCGUAUCCACAAAGGGCAGAAGCCACAUCAGUGCCUGGAGUAUGGGAAGAGCUUCAUCUGAUCCUCCCACCUGUCCCAGCACCAGCUCAUUCACAGAGACAAGAAACCACAUCAGUGCUCGGAGUGUAGGAAAUGCUUCCUCUGCUCCUCCAAACUGGCCUUGCACCACUGCAUCCCUAUCUGUGUGUGUCCAUAAUUCUGCCAGCAAGAAGGGUUUGGGAAUGUAUACCUGCUCAGCACUCACCUGUGUCUACAUACAGGGAAGCAGUCUCAUGCUGGUGCAGUGCAGCAACAAUUGACUUUUCAUUCAGCUUUUCUAGAGCACUGCAGAGCCCAAACAACAGAGAGGCUGACCUCCCAGGUUUGCUUAGGGGCAGCAGUUAAAUGGAAACACCACAGGCAGAGGGCAGCCCUGAUGCUGGGGGAACCUGUGAAGAGAUGAUCUUCACAUCAGCCUUGGAGCCUGUGCCAUCCCCAUCUUACUCUAAAAGCAGCCAGUGCUCCCAGGGGGAGAAGAAUUACCUUCACAAUAGGAUGCUGUGCGUGCCGGGAGCAGUCCAAGGCCUUCGGGGGCGCGCGGCGGGCUGUGGCCUGCAGCCCUGACACGUGGGUCGGGGAAAGCAGGCACGACGAACUAGAAUUAGGCACAGAUGCGUAAUGGUUGAUUAAAGAUUAUUUUACUUACACCAUAGAUGGUCGCGGUGCAGGCAGGAAAAGCUUCGCUUAAGUUGCAGUUACAAAACUCGCUCGACCAAGACCCGUAGAAAAACUCGAGCCUCUUGUUACCAAGACCCGCAGAAAACUGGAGCCUCUUGUUAGUAACUCGGAAAGAGCUCUGGAUACACACGCAAAAGCGCGCAGGGAAGGGGUUCGUCGAGGGAUAGC